This is a messenger RNA of Lachancea mirantina, 1713 nucleotides long. NCBI's taxonomy places the organism in Eukaryota, Fungi, Ascomycota, Saccharomycetes, Saccharomycetales, Saccharomycetaceae. The record is from the annotation of a GenBank genome assembly.
AUGGGACCCGCAGAAGGAGAUCAAGCUUCGGUAGUCAGCAAGAGGCCGAUGCCCAAAGAUGGAGAAAAUACUACAGUAGACGGACUGCGAAGCACUAAGAAAAAGAAAACGGAACCGCCUCAGUUCAAUUUCCUGAAGUUCUGUUACCGACACAAUCCUGACCUGCAACGGUCGCCCACGCAUCAUGAAUGCGUGGCACAGGACCAGAAAAAACGCUUGGAGCUGAGCAAGAAGAUCUCUGCGCUCCCGGAUGAGGAGCAGAGAGAAGUGAACAAUGUCCUUUCAACUUUUUCGCAGGCGAACGAUCGGACUAGAAAAUUGCUGCUUGAAGGCAUGCUAUGGAACUGCUGCUUUCCGCAGCUUUCUUUUGUCGCCUCUGAGGUACACAAGCUAAUUAAGAUCGAUUUUGUCGGUACUCUUCCCGAGGAAAUUUCGCUAAAGAUCCUUGGAUAUUUGGAUUGCCAAAGCUUAUGCAACGCUGCGCGUGUCUGUAGGAGGUGGCAACAGCUGGCAGACGAUGACAAAGUGUGGUACCACAUGUGUCAACAGCACAUCGACCGAAAGUGCCCGAACUGUGGUUGGGGGCUGCCCUUGAUGCAUAUGAAGAGAGCAAGAUUCAUUGAAAAUCCCGAGCAGCAACAGCCAAAAUGUGCCAUGCAAUCCUCGUCGAAGUCGGUAGAUGGCAGAAAGACGCGACCUUGGAAAGUCAUAUACAGGGAGCGUUUUAAAGUCGAGUCCAACUGGAGAAAAGGAACUUGUCAGGUACAAGAGUUUAAGGGUCACAUGGAUGGGGUUCUUUCAUUACAAUUCAACUACCGGUGUUUAUUUACGGGGUCAUAUGACUCUACGGUAGCAAUCUGGGACCUUGCGUCUGGUAAUCUUGUCAGAAGACUCACGGGCCAUCACGAUGGUGUCAAAUCCCUCUACUUCGAUGACCAGAAACUGAUUACUGGAUCGCUUGACCGAACAAUUCGGGUCUGGAAUUACGUUACGGGCGCUUGUGUCUCUACCUAUCGGGGCCAUUCUGACAGCGUCCUCAGCAUCGACUCCUACAAAAAAAUUAUAGUGUCUGGGUCUGCGGACAAGACCAUCAAAAUCUGGCAUGUUGAAUCGCGCACUUGCUACACUUUGAGAGGGCAUACAGAGUGGGUGAGCUGCGUUAAAUUGCAUCCUAAAAGUUACACGUGCUUCAGUGGCAGCGAUGACACAACUAUUCGAAUGUGGGACAUAAGGUCCAACGCUUGCAUUAAGGUCUUCCGAGGGCACGUUGGCCAGGUCCAAAAAGUGAUUCCGUUGACAAUUUUGGAUAUAGAGAACCUUGUAACUGACGUUCAAAAUGAAGUGCAGCUCAACAACAAUCCUUUGCCGGGCCAGGAAGAAACGUGGGCUCCAAUGGAUGAAUCUUUGACCUAUCCGACGCAUAUUUUAUCUUGCUCUCUAGAUAACACUAUUAAGUUGUGGGAUGUAAAGACGGGGAAAUGCGUUCGAACGCAUUUUGGUCAUGUUGAAGGCGUGUGGGAUAUCGCAGCCGACAAUUUCCGCAUUGUGAGUGGCUCGCACGACAGAACCGUGAAAGUUUGGGAUUUGCAAUCGGGAAAAUGCAUACACACUUUUGAGGGCCAUCAGGCACCAAUUACGUGUUUAGGAAUAGGUGAUUCAGAAUUUGUGAGCGGCGAUGAGCUAGGAGUGGUGCGUCUUUACAGGUUCGAUUAG